GCGCAGUAGCAGGCAGCGGUGAAGGCGGGAUUUGAGCUGUUGAGCCGCAGCGAGGCUGGGCUGGCGGGAGACUCGCCCCGAUGUACUUACGUGUGUGAAUCUUGCACAGAGCGAACACUUAAAAAGACCCGGCUCAGAGGCGGUGUAGGGGACGCAUUCCAGGCGAAAGUGCUGCCUCUCGGCCGGGGAGUGUUACGCUAACAGGCACCGGAGCUGUGGCGGUAUGGCGCGGGACUACGAUUACCUCUUCAAGCUGCUCAUCAUCGGCGACAGCGGUGUGGGGAAAAGCAGUCUACUGCUGAGGUUUGCAGACAACACAUUUUCAGGUAGCUACAUUACCACCAUUGGUGUGGACUUCAAGAUCAGGACAGUGGAGAUAAAUGGAGAGAAGGUGAAGCUUCAAAUUUGGGACACAGCAGGACAAGAAAGGUUCCGUACCAUCACUUCUACGUACUACAGAGGCACACACGGGGUGAUAGUGGUUUAUGACGUUACGAGUGCAGAGUCCUUUGUAAAUGUCAAACGGUGGCUUCAUGAAAUCAACCAGAACUGUGAUGAUGUUUGUCGAAUAUUAGUGGGUAAUAAAAAUGACGACCCCAGCUCAAAGGUGGUGGAGACCAAUGACGCACAGAAGUUUGCUGAGCAAAUGGACAUCAGGCUUUUUGAAACUAGUGCCAAGGAGAACAUCAACGUGGAGGAUAUGUUCAACUGCAUUACAGAGCUCGUUCUAAAGGCAAGGAAGGAGUCUGUGGCCAAGCAGCAGCAGCAACAACAGAGCGAAGUGGUGAAACUCAGCAAGAACAGCAAACGCAAGAAGAAAUGCUGCUAACAGACUGAACGCUCUUACAUCAGCUGAAAGCCAGCUGAACAUGCCACUGAACUGACAAGAGCCAGAAAACACAAAACGCAGUGUCCCGGGAGACACAAGCCAAAUAAAAGUUAAGAGAUGUAUCUAUAUUUAGAUUUACUAAUGAAAUUCUCGAUGAGCCCUUUUGGACUUGGGAAAUCUUAAAGGACUUGUACAGAUGUGUUUUUGUUUUUUUUAAUCCGGAAUGGGUCCACGUGGCACCCAUGUCCCUUCUGCAAGGGUCAAGGAAGACCACUGCCAUAAAGACUUUUAAAGAGCCUGAAAUGCUUUCCUUCAUAUCUGGCCCCACUGUCUUUCCCACCCACACACCUAUUUUUGAAAUGUUGGGAGCUGACCAGAAGGGCCAAAUUUCAUCUUGUUUUCAGUCAUAGGCUUGAGUUUGAGUGUUUUGUGACCUCGUGCCAUGGGGCCAACCGACAGAAAUGAGGAUGGGUAAUCAUGUGCUGGGUAGAAAUGUCAAUUUAUACAAUAUCACUGAAGCCAAUUAGAGAACUGACAUCAGGAUUCUUCUGGAAACCCCUCCCCUUUUCUAUUGAGCACCCAAUCAUGUCCUCAUGCUCCUCUGAUAGACAGCCAAAUGAAGUCACAGACAGAAAGCCUGGUCAUCCGUGGACCAAAUGCUCACUCUGCUGCCGAUCUCUCAGAGACAAGUGUUUUGCCUUUUUGCUCAUUUGUUUCUUUUGUUCUUCAGUUUCUUUUUGUAAAUUUGUAUUUUUUUUACUAACAGAACUAUACCACUGUAAACAAACAAACACAUGGGUAGCGCUCAUGGAAUCUGGUGUCAGUUAUUGGACCUUUUUGCUCUCGCAGUGCAGGAUGAAUUCAGUAUGAACAUCAGCACAGUGAAGGGACUGAACCUGACUGAAAAAUGGGUCUGUAGAAGCAGAUGACUAUUUGAUCUAAUCGAGAACAAUGUUGGACUUAACAAUAUUGGUUUUAGUGGAAGGAAAAAGGGUCAGACUUUCAAGAAUGUUGUCUGUGCACUGUUGGAAAUCAUCUCAUGAAUGCACACACAAAUAACGCCAGAUACCGACAGAGCACAUAAACAAAAUGCCCGUUAAAGGGGGAUUCCAUCUUGUUUUCAGAAUUUCUAUGUAAUUCAGUCGUGCAUUGUAGAGAAACUAAACAAGUCAGUAUUGUUCACAGUGGUGCUGAUAGGAACCAGUCUGAAGCAUUUAUUGUUUCCAAAAGCCUCACAGAAAGAUGUUUUGUGAAAUAGAAAUAUUUUUUGGCCUAAAACCUGAAUUCCUUAAUUGCAUAGUUGUAUGUCAGAAAGCAUGUUGUAAGAUAAAAAGUGACCAACUGAUUUUGUACGAUUUCCCACUAUUUAACCAUAAUCAAUAUUACAUAUUAAAACUCACAAGACACGGGUAGGUUUACUGGUCAUUUUGAAUAGUAAAUAAAAUGGUUUCUUUCACCAUCAUUAUAAAGGAAACUGGACUUAGUAAGUUUCUGUAUUUCACAUCAAACCACUAUGAAUGGCUUUCUUUGUAUUUCAGUGACUGAAUUAUGCAGAAAAUAGAAAAUUCCAUUUUAAAAUAUAUAUGUAGCUCUAUUGCAUACCUAGCAGUAAGAUCCAGUUUGUGCAGGGCACCCAUAAUUUAUAAGCAAAGUGCACAUCAAAAUUAAAUUUGAUCAAACUAAAAUACCCCAUGACGCACAGGAAACGGCCGGUUGCUAGUUCGGUAUCGUAUACAGCUGUCCAUGACACAACAGGUCCAUCGAACAUUUAUCAACAACUUUAAAACCACAGUAAAAUGGACAUCAGCCCUAAAUUAUGUGUGUGCAUAUCAGCAUUGUAUGUGAUGUACAACAGCAUUGUAUGUGAUGCACAUACAUAUGAAAUGACACAUAUACAAACACGCAUGUCUGUAUAUGGACACUGAUAUUUGUAUGUGUGUUUAUGUAUGCGUAAACGUGUUGAUCUGGUGUACACUGGAAAAAAGAAACUGAAUUAUUGCCACUCAUUGUUUGCCCCAUCAUGAAUCUAAUCGAUAAUAAUAAAACAUUUUAAGAUGA
Messenger RNA from Pygocentrus nattereri (red-bellied piranha), 2887 nucleotides. Its product is annotated as ras-related protein Rab-35-like. Gene Ontology annotation, biological process: endocytic recycling. Gene Ontology annotation, cellular component: endosome membrane; plasma membrane. The record is from RefSeq and is a predicted model, not a curated record. Bases 224 to 829 code for a protein of 201 amino acids. The transcript is spliced from 6 exons. Gene Ontology annotation, molecular function: GTPase activity; GTP binding. NCBI's taxonomy places the organism in Eukaryota, Metazoa, Chordata, Actinopteri, Characiformes, Serrasalmidae.